AUGGCCAAGCCGGCUCCGCAAAAGAAAGGCGCAGCUGCCGCUGCGCCUGCUGCCACGUCAGCAGCAGCGAGUGAAGCGGCAGCCAACCAGCAGCUGGCCGUUGAUCUGAUGCAGAAAUGGGAGCGGCGAAACGAUCCUGUCGAUAUCGACGACUCGGAGCAGCCGAAAUACGUGCGUAAGGGACCAGCGACCGCGAAGGAGCUAGCCGCGAACAAGAAGCUCUACCAGAAGGUGGCCAACAGCCGCAUGACGCAGUUUCUGCUCAAGUCGGAGGAGCUAGCGCGGCGGCAGCAGGAGGAGGAGAUUCGCCGCCACUCCGCGCCGCUGCACGCGGAGGACAAGGGGCUCUGGAAGAAGAUGCCGCUCAUUCCCGCCCCCUUUGGCACGGGCAAGCUGGUGCGUCUAGGCCUGGCGGGCAACAAGGAGAAGGCGGGCAACGUGUUUCUCGACUUCUUCAAGACCUUCCACUUCGGCCUGUGGGGCUACCAGCAGCGCCCCUACCCCGCUGAGAAGCCCUUUGACAUCCAGCAGGUCGUCGGCACCAAGUUCCUCGAGAAGAGAUACCUCGACUUCACCCUGCGUGGCAGCACGUGGUACUACAAGGACCGCCUGGGGCGCACGCGAGGGCCCUGCGAGGUGAUCAACCUGCGCACAGCGUGGGCUGCGGGAAUCAUUGAUGGCAACACCUUUGUUUGGGGCGAUGACAUGGACGAGUUUGCUCCCAUUGAUGCCGUGUAUGGGCUGAAGCAGGCCAUUGACACACCCGAUGUUCGCCUGGCCACAGCAGGAACGGCCAUGCUGCACCGCAUCGGGAGGGGCAUGAACCCCCUCAAGGUCAAGAAGGGCUUCGAAGGGGCCAAGCGGUCGCUGGAGGAGCGCCAGGCAGAGGCACUGGCGGACAAGGAGAGGGAGCGUGCUGCCUUGAAGAACCACGGGGGAGCGUGGCCGGGCAACCAGGCCCCCUCACAUGCGCUCUUCCUGUGGGCCAGUGGGAGCGAGCUCACUAAGGUUCUUGACCAGAAGCCCAAGAAGUUUCCCAGCAAGUUCAUCUCGUACGAGCAGAGGAAGAAGCUGGCGCAGCGCAUCCCAGGGCUGCGCCCAUGGGAGGUGUUGGAGGUGGAGCAGCUCUUCAACUUCCUCACCUUCCGCGACGACUUCUGGCGCAGCAAGCUCGGCACCUUUGCCACGCCGCCCGAGAAUUCCGAGGCUUACGAUGAGGAGAUGAUGGAGGAAUGGGGAGAGAUCAAGGACGCGCUGUCAGGGGCGUUUCCAGAGCUGGCCAGGAGUGUUCAACAUUUUCCCAGCAUCAUGAGGCCGUUCGCUCGUUCCGCGUCUGCAUGCUUGUCCGUUCUGCUGUGUUGCCUAGCAAUUUCCAUAGCAUUCGCCGACGAUGCGCAAGUAGAAACCGGAUUCAUUCUCUGCGAGGACUUCGGCGAGCACGCAGCUUCAGCCGCUGCUGCUCACAAUAUCUCCGUCUGCGCCUUCGUCCUGCAAGGCGAACCCGUCGACCUGGACCUCACCCCCUCUGCGACCACCAGCACCCCUGCGAUCGUCGGCGAUGAGUUUUUGCUUCGGCGAAACUUGAUGGGCGGCGGCGCGACGCCUGUUGCCAUCCAGUUGGCACAAUCGCUGCAGGGGAAUGUGGGAACGGUCCGAGCUCAGGCGACGAAUGGGGCGGGUUGGGUGGUCCUCGGCUCCAUUCUCACUCAGUCGCUACUGAUCAGCAAGAGCAUGGUCUGGGCGAUCAAGGAUCUGGUCGAUAUGUACCGCACGCGCCCGCGGUCCACGCAGCAGCUUCAGGACGCGACUCGCAACGUGAAUCGCGCCUAUUCCAACCAGCAGACGCUGCUGAUGGUUCUCAAUAGAAACCCUCAAACCCAGCAAUCCGAGCAGCUCUCGUCCAUACGCGAUGAAGUCGCAUCCAUGACCCCCAAGUUCAACCAGCUGCUCUCGCUGCUCGCCACGUGGCGCCAGCAGCAGCUUCACGCGAUAACUCGCCUGCACUUCGCUGCGGAACCUGCCAGCCUCGCCGUCACCCAGGCCGCGCCAGCCGCGCCGGCAAAAGGAAAGGGCGGAUCGAGUAUUGUGGUGACCCUUGAUGACGACGACGACGACAAGAAGGACAAGAAGAAGAAGGACAAGAAAUCGCCGCCGAAAAAGAGCCCGCCCAAAAGCUCGUCGGGUUCGAAUUCGGGGGGCAAGGGUUCGAAAUCGGGCAAGAAGGCCAAGGUUGGGGCGACUCAGGCGAUCAACGUGGUCGUAGCGGCAGAUGGCAGCGGAGAUUACAAGUCGAUUCAGGCCGCUGUGGACGCGGCUGGACCGGGCUCGACGAUUCGCAUCAAGGCGGGAGUGUAUAAGGAGCAGAUCCAGGUCAGCACGGAUCGCAUCACUAUGAUUGGAGCUGGGAUGGAUCAGACGGUUAUUGUGUACGACGCCAGCCAGAAGGGGGGUUACGAUAUCAUCACCUCGGCCACAGUGGGAGUCAACGCGGAUCAUUUCGUCGCGAUGAGCAUGACGAUUCGAAAUUCUGCUGGCCUGGAGGGUCAGCAGGCCGUGGCGCUCCGUGUGGACAGCGACCAAGCCGCGUUUUACCAGCUCCGGAUUUCGGGAUUCCAAGACACCCUAUUCGCCAGCACGGGUCGCCAAUACUACACGGGUUGUUUUAUCGACGGAGCUGUGGACUUCGUGUUCGGCGACGCGGCUGUUGUGAUUCGUAAUUCGCAAUUGAAGGUUCAAUCGUCGCCGUACGACACGACGAUCACAGCGUCGGGUCGCAUGAGCAAAACUUCCAACACCGGGAUUGUCAUCAUGGACUCCCGCGUUGUGUCGUUCUCGCCGCGCGUGUUCCUCGGGCGACCGUGGAAGACCUACGCCACGUCGGUGUAUAUCAACACGUGGCUCCCGAAUAAAAUUGUUCCUGACGGCUGGAUGACGUGGGCCGGCGAGACGUACGGCGGAAAGCCCUUCCUCGCGGAGGUCAACAGCAAGGGCGCCGGCGCCAAGCCAUCGCGCGUCAAGUGGGCCAAGCCGGGCGUUACGUCACCUGGUGACGUCAGCCAGUACAACCCCAACAGCUUCAUCCAGCUGCAGUCGUGGAUCGGCGCUACCAAGAUUCCCGUAUAA
This is a messenger RNA of Closterium sp. Yama58-4, 3123 nucleotides long. NCBI's taxonomy places the organism in Eukaryota, Viridiplantae, Streptophyta, Zygnematophyceae, Desmidiales, Closteriaceae. The record is from the annotation of a GenBank genome assembly.